AUGGAGGGCCACAAUCGGUUGUACAAUGACUACUUUGCAGACGCCUCGGUGUACCCCGACUACAUAUUUCGUCGCAGGUUCAAGAUGAAACGUGACCUGUACUGCAAAAUUGUGAAGGAGGUUGAGGACCAUGACCCGUGGUUCCAGCAAAGGAGGAACGCUGCAGGAGAGCUUGGGCUAUCAUCUUUACAAAAAGUAACUGCGGCUUUCCGUAUGUUAGCAUACGAUGCUCCUGCAGAUUCUCUCGACGAGUGCCUCCGGCUAGGGGAGAGCACCAUCAUUGAGAGCAUGAGGUGGUUCGUGCAUACUAUUGUCGAGGUGUUUGAUGAUGAGUACCUCCGUGCUCUGAACGAGGAGGACACUGCUCGAUUACUGGAUAUGAACCAGCGUCGAGGGUUCCCUGGGAUGCUUGGAAGCAUUGAUUGCAUGCAUCGGAGGUGGAAGAACUGUUCAUUGAACGACAUCAAUGUGCUGCACCGAUCACAUCUCCUCGACAACCUUGCUGCCGGUGUAGCACCCAAGGUACACUACUCCAUUAAUGGACAUCAUUACACAGUGGGGUACUAUCUUGCAGACGGCAUCUAUCCGGAGUGGGCGACGUUUGUGAAGCCCAUACAAGCUCCAGUUGACAGGAAGCGGCAACACUUCGUGGUGCAACAGGCGGCUGCACGAAAGGAUGUUGAACGGGUAUUUGGAGUCUUGUAG
This is a messenger RNA of Phragmites australis (common reed), 705 nucleotides long. RefSeq lists its product as uncharacterized. The transcript is spliced from 3 exons. Bases 1 to 705 code for a protein of 234 amino acids. The record is from RefSeq and is a predicted model, not a curated record. Lineage: Eukaryota; Viridiplantae; Streptophyta; Magnoliopsida; Poales; Poaceae.